Molecule: messenger RNA, 1682 nt
Organism: Elgaria multicarinata webbii
Lineage: Eukaryota; Metazoa; Chordata; Lepidosauria; Squamata; Anguidae
Gene: KLF5
Product: KLF transcription factor 5
Exons: 4
Coding region: 1-1290 (429 amino acids)
Biological process (GO): regulation of transcription by RNA polymerase II
Molecular function (GO): RNA polymerase II cis-regulatory region sequence-specific DNA binding; DNA-binding transcription factor activity, RNA polymerase II-specific
Source: RefSeq, a predicted model, not a curated record
AUGGCCACCCGGGUGCUGAGCAUGAGCGCUCGCUUAGGGCCGGAGGAGCCCGUCUUCGCGCAGCUCAAGCCCGUGCUGGGAGGCCGAGAUGCCACGCUCUUCCCGGGCCCGGGCCCCGAAGCUAUCAAGCACCAGCAGCCAGGUGGAGGACCCAGGCUUUCCGGGGAGGAAAUGGCGCAGGCACGGUGUGAAAUGGAGAAGUAUCUGACUCCCCAGCUUCCUCCUGUCCCCAGUGUCCCAGAGCAUAAAAAGUACCGUCGGGACAGUGCCUCAGGCAUCGAUCAGUUCUUCAACAGCGACGGGGUGCCUUACAGCGUCAACAUGAAUCUUUACCUCCCCGAUAUUUCCCAGCUGAGGACAGGCCUGUACAAAUCACAGAGGCCCCCCGUGACCCACAUCAAGACAGAGCCCGUGACCGUCUUCAGCCACCAGAGCGAGACGGUUCCUCCGGCCCCCAACCCCACCCAGGCGCUUCCUGAGUUUACGAGCAUCUUCAGCUCCCAUCAGACUCCUGAUGUCAACAACCUCUUCAUCAAGCAAGAGCUCCCCUCUCCGGAUCUUCACCUCUCCAUCUCCACGCCCCAGCAGGGCCAACUAUACCAGCUCCUGAGCUCUCCAGAUCUCGACAUGCCCAACUCCACGACACAAGCUGCAGUGAUGGACUCACUGAACGUGUCCAUGUCCUCGGCCAUGGCAGGCCUUAAUACCCUCUCCUCUGCUAUGCCGCAGACCACCAUGAAACAGUUCCAUGGGCUCUCCCAGUGUACAUACACCAUGCCCAAUCAGUUCCUUCAGCAUCAGCAAGCCACUUACUUCCCUCCUUCUCCCCCAAGUUCGGAGCCUGGCAGUCCGGACAGACAAGCCGAAAUGAUGCAGAAUUUAACCCCUCCGCCAUCUUAUGCUGCUACGAUUGCCUCCAAGUUGGCAAUUCACAAUCCCAGUUUGCCCACAAACAUCCCAAUGAAUUCGCCGCCCGUCCCACCGGUCAGAUACAACAGGAGGACUAACCCAGAGUUGGAGAAGAGACGUAUUCAUUACUGUGAUUAUCCAGGUUGCACUAAAGUGUAUACGAAGUCUUCUCACUUAAAAGCGCACCUGCGAACUCAUACUGGAGAGAAGCCAUACAAAUGCACAUGGGAAGCAUGUGACUGGAGAUUCGCUCGCUCUGAUGAGUUGACCCGCCACUUCAGGAAACACACCGGGUCCAAACCUUUCCAGUGCGUUGUAUGCAGUCGCAGCUUCUCUCGGUCUGACCACUUGGCUCUGCACAUGAAGCGGCAUCAGAACUAGGCUGAACUUGUCCGUGGGGCUGUUGGUAUCUAUGCAACUUUCAAGUGACUCAAGUAUAUACAUUCAGUUAGAAUUAGCUAAGUAUUUGACUGUGUAUGAACUCUUCUCCAUUUUAAAACAGGAAUAAAUUGUAAAAGAAACUGGAAAUGUAUAUUUUGUAUAUUUAUGAGGAAACAGGGAAGACACUGUGUUGCAAUACUUGGAUUGAUUUAUCAUUUUAAGGCCAUGUGACUUAUUCUUCAUGUAUGUGACUUUUAAUCCCUCACAGGUUUCAUCUCGGGGCUGCCUACCAUGAUAUAUAUUUUGCAGAUCUAAGUUGAGCCGUUCCACAUAUGCACAUGCAAAAACACCUUGUCCGAAUUUGUUCUUAGUGUUUCUAGCUGCAAUGCAUA